UUCUGUUUACUCUAUCGCGAUUAAGUGUCAUAUAAAAGCCUGGAAACUUCAAGGAUGUUAUUUUGUUGUUGUUUUGUAGUUUGAAAAAAUAAUAUAGAGCUCCCUCGGCAGCAUAACAUUUUCUGUAUACUCUAUCGCGAUAAGGUGUCAUAUAAAAGCCUACACACUUCAAAGAAAAAAAAAUACUGUCCUUGCUACGUGUUGUGUGAGUGUGUUGAUGAUGGUGCUGUUAUAUUGAAAGAAGUUCAAAUCCAGCAGUAACGAUAUCUUAUUUUUUGCUGUGCCGUGGAAAGUAUCACAUAAAUCCUCGAACAAAAUAUAAUAAUGAUAUAGAACAAAGACGUAUUGCGUGUGUUGGUGGUGUUAGCUAUCGUUAAUGUUUGUUUGUUUUAGUAUGAAAGAAAAGUUCAAUGCCCUCAGUAACUCCUUUCUCUAAUCACCACAGCGGGAAGCAGUGUUAUAGAAAGCCUUGGGGGGUAAAAAAGGAACAAUGUGGACCAAUAUCCUUAGUGCUCCUUACCUAGUUGCGGCCAAUAUUAAUCUUCCCCACACGUAAAAAAAAAAAAAAAAUCCCUUUACCUGCCCGGCUGUCCACCUGUCCACCUCUCCCCCACGCUAACGCCAAGGCCACACCCGCCGCGCCUUGGAGAGCGGCUGCCAAAUAAACAAACCCUCUAAUGAAUAUAAGUGCUAAGUGCUUCUAAUCCUGUGGCUCAUCGUAGCACCGUUUUGCUCGUCCUCUUUAACUCAAGCAUAUGCGGAGAGAUAUUUUACUUCACGUUUUGGGGGCUUCUUACUUUAAGCUUUUUGGUUACUUAUGUUCAUGAAUUACUUUUAAACAUGCGGUGUAAAAAGUGUUUAUGAUGCGCGGUAAUCGAUGCGCCUUUGAAGGAAUCAGGUUAACAUGAGACAACACCCAAGGCACACGAGUUUGAAGCGCACAUUAGCCAAGGUGAGGAAUUAUUUACAGCUGCACGAUGGGACGGAUUAUUGCGGGAAGGAUGGGGAGCCUUUCGCCUGAUUACAAGGAGACGCUGAUGAGGGGUACAACAGGAGCUUUGUCAGGGAAGGGGACGCGAGUGCCGCUGUAUACGUGUGUUCGCUGCGGCCCAGAUCUGAAGGUGGGACGAACACAGCGGCGUGAUUGUCUGACAGAAAUUAGGAAAAUCGGUCAUGGGUGAAUGGAAAUCUUUAAAAGAAUGUGCCGGGAGGGAGAGUGUUGACACUGAACUCUUUUUACAUGCAUCAAUCAUCCUCAAAUGACUCGUUCUAUAUUUGCCUUUUACUAUGUGUGUGGGCGAAGUUUGCCUGUGGCGGCGGAGCGCGUGGUGCCUUCCGUCCCAAGACGUUGUGCACGUAAUCUUGACGAGUCGCGCAGAGUUUAGUGUUGCGUCUUGUUCAUCAUAGUCUUGUCCCAAAGGAAGACUGUGACCACUGAGAGUUCACGAUGAGGCCGCGAGUGUGUGCCAAGAGACAAAAUGAGUGAGGGCGUGGCUCCCCAGCCGCCGUCCGACACCCUCCCCCGAGACCCCAGUGAUUAUCAUCUCGACGCGUUCCACAUCACCGUGAGUGAGCCCCUCACCUCCCACAGCAGGAGGGACCAGCCCCUAACAGACUGCAGGAGUGACAGUCCCGUAACCAGGGCUAAAAGAGGCCUCGUGGGGGUCUCCAUCGCACGAGCCUUCAGGAAGGUGUUCAGGAGCCGCACUCCGUCACCCAGCACAGACGAGCGAGAGGAGGAGCGGGAGGAAGAGCCCAACUCUGAGCCCGAGGACGCCAAGCUAGAGACGUCGAGUGACUCCGAAUGUCAACAUGCGGACUCCUGUGAACCCCAGCCUGAGGUGAAGGGGCUGCCGGUGCUGUCCGCCCUCAACAACAACAGCGUCCUAAGCUCACCCACGGAAGACGUGAGCAGUCCUAUCAUGAAGGACUUCUUGUCGCCUCACACCCCGGUGCUAGGCAAGUCCCAAACCUACUCGGCGUUAUCUGAGGCUCUCCACCAUGCUUUCCUUGAGGGCAUGAUCUGCAGCGGCGCGGAAGACAUCAGUAUAUUGUCCUGCGACGACCUUCAAAGCCAAAGUAGUAAAAGCGACAAUGACUACGCUCUCACUAAGUCUAUAGAUUACUCGCUAAACAACAAGAAGAGUGCGAGCUGUGUGUUGACCGAAGUGAGAGAGAGCCUGAAGAAGACCCUUGAGCACCGUCCCUCCAUAGCCGUGCCCUCCGCCUCCACCAAGCCAGGCACCUUCCCCGAGGCCUGUGACGCCCCCACCGACGACGACAGCAGUUCCUACCAUAGUCAGGAGGACAAGCAUGAAUCACACACAUCUCAGGACCAUGAACCAAAGAGUCUCCUCGGUAACCUCUUCUCUUCGCGGCGGCCGUCCCUGGCGCCUCAUGCUGAAGAUGCUAAGCACGAGGAAGCGGGGGCGCCUCAGGCCAGCCCGCGACUGAAGCUAAAGGAGAGUUUUGCCCACGAGCACAAGGGGCACAAGAAGCUCGGGGAUAAGCUAAGCAAGGUGGCAGGGUACCUCCAGCGCGGCGGGUCUCGCCUGGCGGAGCAGCAGCGGCGCCUCAAGAGCCAGAUCUGGAGCUCCGUGGUGACCAUCGUGCUGGUGGAGGGCAAGAACCUGCUGCCCAUGGACGCCGACGGCACCUCCGACCCUUACGUCAAAUUCAGACUUGGAAAUGAGAAGUACAAGAGCAAGGCUGAUUUCCACACCCUUCACCCCAAGUGGCUGGAACAGUUUGACUUCCACCAGUUUGACGAGCAGAGUUCAAAUCUUGAAAUCACUGUCUGGGACAAGGAUGUCAGGACCAAGGAUGACUUCAUGGGCAGGUGUGUUCUUGAUAUUUCGAAGUAUGAGAAGGAGAAGACUCACCAUAUCUGGGCGCCUCUCGACAAAGGCGCCGGCUCCGUCUUCCUCCUCCUCACAAUAUCUGGCAUCACGUCCUCAGAAACCAUAUCAGACCUUCACUCCUUUGAUGACAACCCCAAGGAACUUCAGAACAUGGCUGCCAAUUAUAAAUGGACUCGAACACUGCAUAAUGUCAAGGAUGUUGGGCACUUAAGGGUCAAGGUGUUCAGGGCACAAGGCCUUGCAUCAGCUGACAUUGGUGGCAAGAGUGACCCAUUCUGUGUGUUAGAACUUGUCAAUGAUCGCCUUCAGACACAAACUGAGUACAAGACUCUCUCUCCAAGCUGGAACAAGGUCUUCAACUUCAAUGUCAAAGACAUACACAGCAUUUUGGAGGUAACAGUCUACGAUGAAGACAGAGAUCAUAAAGUGGAAUUCCUGGGCAAAAUUGCAAUUCCAUUACUGAAGAUCAGGAAUGGAGAAAAGAAAUGGCAUGCUUUGAAAGACAAGAAGCUGAGGAUGAGAGCAAAAGGACUCAACCCAGAGAUUUUAUUAGAAUGUACAAUAUAUUGGAACCCCUUACGAGCAGCUGUGAGGACUUUCAUGCCCAAGGAGGAGAAGUUCAUGCAGGUGGAGCAGAAGUUCAAGAGACAGGUGUUCAUAACCAAUGUGAACCGGUUGAAGGCAUGCAUCAUGGACUUCAUUGAGGGUGGAAAGUUUAUUAAGUCUUGCUUUGAGUGGGAGUAUCCAAUCAGGAGUACUUUUGCCUUCAUUGCUUUCAUGGUGGGAACUUACUGCUUCGAGCCCUACAUGAUCCCCAUCAUCCUCUUGAUUGUGUACCUUAAGAACUACAUUGUGUUGGCGAUAGUGGGAACUAUGUAUCACCGUGAGGAGGAUACUGACAUCUCUGUGGAUGAUGAUGAAGUUGAUGACGAUGAAAAAGACAAGAGUGGGAACGCAGAGGUAAGGAUAAGGCAUUAUGAGAAGGAUGACUCUGGCAGGUAUAAUACACCCACUAACCCCUCCAGAGAGGAGGAAAAGAAGUCACUCAAGGAGAGGCUACAGGCCAUACAAGAGGUGACUGCAACUGUCCAAAAUGCCAUAGGUGCCAUUGCAUCCCUCUUUGAAAGCGUCAACAACACCUUCAACUUCUCCGUGCCAUUCCUCUCAUGGUUACUCAUCAUUGUACUGUUUGUGGGCACCUUUGUCCUGUACUAUAUCCCCAUUCGCUACCUGGUGAUGCUCUGGGGUGUUAACAAAUUCACUCGCAAACUGAUCCGGCCACAUGCAGUCAUCAAUAACGAACUACUAGACUUCUUGUCACGAGUUCCUGAUGACGAGACUUUGCGGGAUUGCCGAGAGCUGCGUAUGGUGGCACAGCUCCAUGAUGAUAAAAGAAGAGAUAAUCGUAAAAAGAAACAGAGCUAAUACCCUGCAUCAGGGAGUGCAUGUCGGCGAUGAGUUGAAUUUCAACUAGAUGAUAGUUAUGACCAAAGCUAAAGUAUGAGUUAAUGUGUUGAGAAAACUUUUAAAAGGAAAGGAAGCUUGGCAAAUUAGGACACACUUUAGUAAAUUAGAAUGUUUGGAGUUAGUAGUUGAAGAUUUGUGUAGCUAACACUUUGAGGCCAGCAAGAAUAUUAUUACUACUACUACUACCAGUACUCUUACUACUGCUAUUACUACUACUUGAAAUGUAGUUAGUGCCAAGUCCAUUUGUUGAAAGUUGUAUUCCAACAUUCUAAUAGGGUGUGUGCAUGAAUGUGUGUGUGUGUGUGUGUGUGUGCACGCACAUACAAAUGUGUGUGUAUGUGAAAAUAUGUCAUUUUGCAGUAGAGAAGUUUCUAGUGUGCAAAUGGUUGAAUAGUUGAGAAGAAGCCAGUUUGUGAAUAUAUUGUGUCCAUUCAUGAAUGGAAGCAUUUUGUGCUUUUAUUGGAAUGGUAUACAGUACCAUAGGGAAUGUAAAGCAAAAAUUGGAAGAGAUUUGAAGUAUACGCAAGUAUACACAGGAAAAUUUGUAGCUUAAUACAUAAUGAGUUAUUUCCAGGCACAUGGGCGUGCUGAUCUUCAGUGUGGUGACUUAAGAGGCCAGUGUCACUGAGCUUAAGGAGUCAGCACAGGCAAGGUCAUGCUGGGUCAGGUAGGUUGUGAGAGAGCAGCCUCGUAAAAUGCAUUUUUGUAUGAUUGUAUUAAUUGUUGUUGUUAUUGACAGUCUUUCAUAUAUCUUUGUAUUGCUCUUUUAUAAAAAAGAAUUGCAAAUAUUUAUAGGAAGUGAUUCUGCAGUGAUGUUGCCAACUUUUAGAUGUAGGUGAAACAACUUUGUUAAUAUUUUGGUAUUUAUAGUGUUUGUGUAUUAUUAAAGAAAGGUCACUAAUCAGUGAAUCACAUGACUAUUAAGGUUCAGAUAAUAUGAGGCCAGUCUCAAAGCUCCAUCCAGUAAUCAGGAUUUUUUUAUCAAAUCUAAAUUGGAUCACAUUUUCAAAGAUUUGUGCAUGGAUUUCAUAUAGUAAAUCAUGCCAAAAAGUUCAUUUCAGCCUAGGUCACCCGUGAUGUAUGAAAAAAAAAAAAGGGGAAUGGGUAAACUUUUCUUCAUAGCCUGUGAUAGCUAUUAAGUGGUUAGUUAAUUUACGGGAUUAGAAUAUCAAUUGUCAGUUGCACAACUUUUUUAAUUGCUUGCUUCAGUGUGUUGAGAACCAGGAAGAUGUUUUCCCUGAGCACUUCUGGAACAAAUUUCUCAAAUAAUUUAUUACACUUUUUUAGCAUUACUCAGGUGAUUUUCUACACAUUCCCAAAAGGGCUAAAGCCUGGCAUUAGCCAAAAAUAUUGGCAUUUUAAAAUGGAUGGGGAUUUUUAUUUUGCUUUAUAGGUUAUUCUGAUUUACAUUACCAUAUCAGAUAUUGUACAAUAAGUAGGUGCAGAUCAUUGGGUUAGUGUUUUCCUAGUUAGGUAGUUCUGACUGCAAUGGUUACAGAUGAAAGUAAUACAGGACAGUUUGUGAGAGGGCCAUGUCACAGAUUCCUUUAAUGCGAGUCUUGUGGACAUUAUGCACAAGUCUGUUUUAGGUGUUGUGAAUAUAAAUAUAUAUUGAAGUUUAUCCUCAAUUUACAGGUUUAUCUAGUCAAUCACUCAUUUUUGUAAAUUACAGAGAUGUCACAUCGUCAAAAGUAGUAGGUUAAGGAUGUAUAAACUGUAUGUACCAUUUCUAACGUUACACUUUUAUAAGUCUCAUAGUGUGCAUUCUCAAUACUUUUAGAGGCAGUAAGAUUUACCUUUGUUUAUUUCAUAUAUAUAAUUUUCUGUUUGUUAGUUUGUUAUAAGGUGAAGGGAGUUUGUGUGUUUUAGAAUUUUAAACAUCAAAUUUAUAUGUUUACAGAUUACCUGUGAUAACCAAGGUUGUUUAAGAUAAUGCACCUAUACUUGAAUAAUUUUUCCCUAAGUUGGUUGUCUUAAAACAUGAAUUGUAUCACUAAUGCCCCAGUCCAGAAGUUAUCCCUGUAGGGGCUGUUCAGCAAAUGCUUUUAUUCAUUCUGUAAGCAGUUAUCUUGCAAAAUUAUUUUUUAAGUAAAUGAAAAAUCAUGAUUAUGAAAAGCCUUGCUUCUUGUCCAAAGCAGACUAUAAUUGUUUGAGAUUUGUACAUUCAAGGGUUAUGAUCUACAAGUAGUAGUAUAGUUUUAAAGAUGGUUAAUCUUGUUAAAAAGAAAAGGCUAAUUGACAAUAAUGCAUUGACAAGUUCUUUAAUGUGGGCUGGUGCACUUGUAACUGAUCCACACAAACUAAAACUUGUCAGUAUAAUUAAUUGAAAUGAUACAUUCUAUUUUGAUACAUAAGUGCACUGUUACAUUGUUUAAAAGUUAAACCUUUCCCUGCCUGCCUUCAUCAGUAAUGCAAAUUUGCAUUUAAGUCGCUCAUUUUAAUUCCAUAAAUUAAAAUGAUUGAAAUUAAUCAUGGACAGGAAGUUUGUCAUCAAUUUACAAAAUGGGAAAGCCAAGUUGGACUAGGCACAGGAAACUUCUAGGUAAUUCAGCCACUUGAGAAAGGGAGCAAGUAUAGAUUUUGAAUAUUGUUACUAGAUAGUUCCCUAAGACAAAUGGUUUGUGAAGGCUCCAAAAACAACAAAAAAUGUUGUUGCAGAAAAGCAGUUAGUCAAAUAACAUGAGGCACAUAGAUAACAAACAGCUAUGCAGGAAUGGUUUCUAUCUAAUCAUCCUCUACUUGAAGUUUCCUCAGAAUUCGAUGCAUCAGCCAUGGCUUCAGCACUGCAGUUUAGCAAUGAUAUUGCUGGGUAGCAGCCAAUGGGAAAGUAUUGCCACAAACUCUGGAAGAUGUUUAUGAGAGAAUCUAUUGCCGACAGUUGUAGCCACAAUAGAUUUAUAAGAAAAUGAAAGGAUUGUCAUCCUCACAAAGGGAUAGUUGCAACCAUACCAAUAAUGAGUUCAUACCGGCUAGAAUGGGGACACAUCAGGAUGGGGAAGAGGCGUCCAAUGGAAUAUUGAUUAUAAACAACAGAAGAGGGAUUCUAUUAUGGGUAUCUGUGAGUUCUGGUUUGCUGUAUUUAUCAUUCAUAUUUCAUAGCAUCAUAUCACUGCCAAAUAAUCACAUAUAUAAACUUUCAAAGUUGCUUACCUCCCACAUUCCAUACAUUGAAUCAUUCCUACUCAUAGCUGUUUGCACAUUCUGCAAAUUUUCUUUUUGUUCACUGCUGUCUUCUCCCCUCAGCUCAUUGGUCUUGCAUGGAUACCACAUCCAACCUUCACAAUAAUGUAAAUCUCUUGCUACCUUGCCUUGCUUAUGUCUACCAACAGAAAAAUGUCAUUAGAGUCUGCUUCAUGUAAGUCUACCAUUUUCAGUCAUCAUACCAGGAAGCAUCUGCAGUCGGGGAGCCUGCCGUCAGUGAUGGGUGCAGGGCAAAGCCUAUGGGACCCUGCAUCUCGAAGGAGGAAUUGCCCCCUAGCCUCUCCUUUUGUUGUGGGGGUGGCCGGGGUGGUGCAGAGGCUGCGCCUGCCCGUAGAACCAGACCCGGGGUUAACCUGCGGAGGGCUCUGUGUGUGGGCUCCUGGAACAUCUGGAGUCUCUCGGAAAAUGAUCGACUGCCCAACCUAUCAAAUGAGCUCAGAAGGCUGAGGGUGGACACCUACUACUGGUCCAGCAUGAGCAGCUUCUGUCUUAAGGGGGCAGCUAUGGGCAUCUCCAGCCAACUGUUGCCAUUUGUGGUUGAGGUUACUCCAGUUGAUGAGCGUAUAAUGUGAGUGAGGCUGAAGCACACAUUGGGCUUCAUGUCUCUUGUUACAGUGUGCGGUCCUACCGAGAUGUGUGAAACUGAAGAGAUGCUCUACACCAAACUCGACUCGAGAGUCGCUGGAAAUUUUGGUGAUGGCUCUCAAGGCACUGCACGAGGAGGCAAAACACUUGGGACUUUAGGUCUCCUGGGCCAAGACCAAGGUACAGAUGUUUGGAGGCUUGCUAGAUGAAACAGUACAGUCUGUACAUGUGUGUGGCGAGGACAUCGAGAUCUCGAAAAGCUUCACAUACCUUGCUAGUGUAGUUCAGAACAUAGGUGAGUCUUGUCAGAAAGUCUUAAUGUCGACUUGGCUUGGCCCACAGUGUUAUGGACUCGCUCAGCACGAGUAUAUUGCAUUAUUGAUACCUGUGCAAAAGGACAAAGACCUGUAUCUUCAAGUCCCUUGUGCUCCCUGUCUUACUCUAUGGUUGUGAGAUAUGGACACUAAAUGGGGACUUGGAGAGGCGGAUUGAUGCCUUUGGUAAUAAAUGUCUACGCAGAGUCAUCGGCUAUAGCCGGAAUGACUGUGUCAAACCAAGUAGUAGGUGGCAGGAGCCAGGGUUAAAAGAGUCCUCUUUUAAUUCAGGCAGGAGCCACACAGGUCUCUUGAAAGAGCCACAUGCGGCUCCGGAGCCGCAGGUUGCCAACCGCUGGUCUAGUGGUUAGCGUGCCUAACUACGAAUCCACAGGCUCGGGUUCAAAGCCUGGCCCUGGCAGUUGGCAUGCAGCUCACCCGGAUGUUUAUCCUCCCUUUUGGGUGAUAAAUGGAUACCUGGGGAAACCUGGGAGGUAAACUGUGGCAACUCGGAUGUUGAAUCGAUUCAAUGUGCUCGGCGCCCGUGAGGACCCUGUAGAACUGUGGGAUACCUUAAUACAUGAAACUCAAGCUUCAAAGGAGUGCAUUGGAGAGUGCCCAAAAUCUAGGAGUGGUUUUAUCUCAGAGGAGACACUGGAAAAUACUGACGAGAGUUGCGCUACCAGGCUUGCUGGGGAUCGGGUCCGUUAUAAAGCUUUGUCACGCUGGACUAGAACUUUCCUGAGGAGAGACGAGAGGAGGUAUGUCAGAAGUCGCUGAGGGCAUCAAGGGCCAUCUCAAGUACAAAUGACCUCUAGCCUGCUUAGUGAGCCCUGAAAAAGCUCUGCUCCAAGCCUCCCUCUCAGGUUAGCACUAUCUGAACAGCAGAUGGUUGACUUGUGUUGGACAUGAAUGGGCAGAGGAGUCAUUGGGCAGAGUACUUUGAGCAGCUGUAGAUGGUGGAUCCUCCAAGUGGGCAGCUUCCAGCUACUGGGUUGCAGGUAGCGGAUGCUGAUCCACCCAUCAACAAAAGCCCGCCCUUUCUUGACGAGGUCAGAGAGGCUGUGGCAAAGUUGAGGGGUGGAAAGGCAUCUGGUAUCUGUAACAUCAGUGCAAAGCUGCUAAAAGUGAGGCCGUGAUCUGUGGGUUGCAUGUAGUCUUAACUGCAACUAUAGCAAUUGGGUAUAGAAGCUGACCCUGCUCGCUGGAUUGUUUCUGUAAGAGACAACCCUGAGUGGAGACUAAGGGGAUACCAACUGAACUUGUAGCUUGAGUAAGUCGAUAGAUAUUGCUGUGUUUGGAAUGGGAAGGGGGCCUGCAGUGGGACUUCCCUGCGUAUGCCCUCAUUAAUGGAUUGAUUGAUACCUGGAGUCUUAAAUUUCUCAAGUCUGUCUCCUUUACCUGUACCCACUCUUCCCUAUACCACUUUUGUCUCUUACAUUUUUCCCAUUUCCACAAUAGCUGGAUACGUCAUUUACUUUUAAUCUUGUUGCCAUCAAUUAGGAUUUUUAAAAUACAUGUGUGCAUUUAGUUAACUGACUUACAUAUUUGUCUCACUUAAACAACCAUAAAGUCACAUAGUCAGAUCUGUAUGUGAAAACAGCACUGGGACCCUAAAAACUCCCACAGCUUCAGUAGUUUGCCUAUGGCACCAAAGAAAAAGGUACAUUGUUCUUAUUUCUUUGUCAUACUUGCAUUGGCUGAAAAGUACAUUUGGAUAGACAUACCAAAGUAUUUUAAUGGGCAAUCUGCUUCCCUGAAAAAUAACUUGUGGAUCAGCACAGUUUAUUGUGCUUAUUAUUAGUGAGUUAAAGAUGACUCAUCACGAUGGAAAGUUAAUGCAAAUGAACUUGUGUCUACAAAACACUUAUUGACCUUAGAGUAUCUUUUAAUCUCCUUGCAGCUAGAGGGCUCUUGCAUCAGCAACUGAGGUGCUUUACAUCUAAAAGUAAAAAUAAGCACAUUUCCAAAAUAUUAUCACCAUUUAAACUCAAUUUACAUUAUCAUUCAAAUACUAGGCAGAUACAACUAGUAUCAUUCAACAAAGUUUACCAGAUUGCAGCAGUAAACAAGACACCAGAAAGUUUGAUUGAUCACCUACAAAUCAGUAUUAGGUACAGUCAUUCACAUCAAACACAAGUGGCACUACAGAUACUCAGGGAAUGUAUAAUUUGAUAGUGUGUAGGCAAGUGAGUGUAAAAACUAACACAUCACAUCUUCAAGAGAGUCAGUAUUAGUGUAAGAAAUAAGAUUUCAAAUUUCUUCUCAACAUAAAAUACUUUAAUAAUAUCCAAAAGAUAGCUACCCUAGGGAAAUGGAAACUAUCUGCCUCUUCCUCAAUCCAUUAUUUGUGAUACUGUAAGGGAAUUUUAACUUAUCAAUGGGGGCUCAUGAACAUGGUGAUAGUGAUGGACUGGGUCUAGCUGUGUAAUUGGGGCGAGGCAGACAUCAUUCACUUACGUGCUCUCAGCCUGAGCAAAUUAAUGCCUGAUGAGCAGAAGACCAAGGUACUGGGUGCAUCAGAGAGUCAGAACCAGAUUUGAACACUGACAUGUUUUGCCUGAAAUUCACUCCACACUCCACACGACCUCUGCUUGUCACAAAAGACACAAGAAAUGAAUCCAGACAAGGAAAGGGUUUUACCGGCGCCGGGGAUCAAACUUGCGACCAGCGAGAUGGGAAAGGCACUCCUUAACGAGUCAGCCAAAGAGGUAACCCCCUCUCAGAGUGAGUUAUGGGAGGCCCUUUUGUCAGGCGGGUCUGGCACUACAGGCAGACAUGGGUUUUUGUUCUCUGGUAAUUGCUUUAUGCUAAGUAAUGUUAAAUCAAAUUCCGGUUAUAACAAAAAUGCAGCAGAUGAUUAGAAAUUUCUACAUAUGUUACUGAUCCAUUAUUAUGGCAAUAUUUUUAAGAGGCUAAUUGUCUACAGGGAACAGAUAAAAAAGUUAAUGGACAUUCACAAUCUUGCCUGCUGUUUGCUUUCUAGUAUUCAUAAAUUUAUAAGAAUAAUCAGUCUUCAUUUUACCCCAUUUCCUCUAGCCAAAGUGAGAGAUCAAAUUGGCCUCAAAAAUAUUGCUAUGAUGAUAUUAUAAUAAAAAUGUGAAAAUUUCUCAUAUCGGUUGCAUUCUUGUUAUGGCUGUAAUUUAAUCUUACAUUAUGUAUCAUAAAACACUACAGGAGAACAAAAAAAAACAUGUCUGCCAGUGUUCAACUCUGUUUCUGAGUAUCUGAUACACCCAAUUCCCUAGUCUUCUACCCGUCAGGCAGAAAAAGACUGAGGUGGCCAAUCUGCAACUAUGUUUUGUAUUGCUUCAUCAGAAAAUGUCCUAAACGGACUUGAAAUUUCAUAUAUGAAACAAAGUUGCAGAUUGGCCACCUUAGACUUUUUCUUUGCCACAACUUGCUCUUUGUUGAUGUAUGCUUUGGACAAGAUGAUGUAGUAUUUACUCAUUUCAAAUAAUCAAGUGAUUUCCCAAGGAAUAUAAUGUUAGGCCAUAAGAUUGAUACAUUGUCAGUUACUGUCAGUCUGUAAAACAGCUUUGUACGUACAAGGUUUUUCCUAGGUAGGUUAUCAAAUAGAGAAAAGCAAGUACAUGUUUUGGUUACUCAACACCUCAAUGCCAUAUGAGCAUUUAAGGAUAUAAUCAAAUAUGAACAGAGGUCAGCACUGAAUCUGUUCCUUUGGUCUGCACAAAAGGAAAAGUGCUUAUACUUACUCUCGUUUGCUUUUCUGAAAAAGCUGUGAGGUGAAAUACCAUAUUGUUCCAUUCAAAUAAUUUGCUGUUUCAAUAUGACGAAGAAAGCAUUGCUCACCUUGUAUUUCUUGCAAAGCUAAGCCACUGAAGGGAACACCUAGCAACUCUAGUUUAAUUUUGUCAAGCUGAUGUAAGGAUCAAUAAAAUCAAGCUUCCAGUGAUAUGUGAUCCAUACUAAUGGAUUGACUAAGAACUUGUUUUGACUGCUGCAAUUUGUUUAAAAUGGGGGGUUGGCUUUAAGUUUGUGGGAAAGCAUAAUUUUAACACUGCCACACUUAUGGGAGGAGUAAAAAAGUAUGGAGGUAAAGAAAGAACUGGAAUCCAGUGUCACAAUGGCAGGCAGAGCUGGAGUAGCUGUGUCUGAUGAGUCUUGAUGGUUAGGGAAGGGGCAUUAUCACGCAUGUACUAUUUGCAUCAUCGGAUGAUGUAACCAUAGUCAUGAGCUUACAAUAAUUGUUAUGACAGCUGGACACUGCCAACCAUCUAUCACAGGAAGGAUGGAAAAAAAGUAGAUGAUGAGAAUCAAAGGAUUGUCAUUUCCUUACUUUUAGGCUAAGUACAAAAUAUUUAUGUAAAAAAAAAAAAAAAAUGGUUGGCACCACUGAAAACUUUUUGUUUUAGGGGAUCGAUGCAGUACAGGUUGAUAACUGUUUCCUCAACUGUGUUUGAAUAAAGUAAACAUCAUUGGCUGCUUUCACCUGACAGAUGGUGUCAGGAAUGUCAUGCCAAUAUUGAUUCCAAAUUAAUUUUUGCCAAAUAUUAAGUUGAAACAGUCACAACAUAUGCUUAGUUAAUACAUUACUAUGGAUCACAUAACAUAUAACACUGAAAGCCUGAUUUUGCUCAUCAUUACAUCUUGAUAAAAGGACAGCAAGAAGAAACUGAAGUUGUAUGAUCUUCACAACAAUGAAUGGCUUAGUUUUGAAAGAAAUACAAAGUAAAUGAUAUGUAUUAUUUGCUAUAUUUUAAUACAAAAAUUAUUUUAAUUAUUUAAAUAUGGUACUCUGCCUCACAGCUCCUUUAGAGAAAUUAAGUAGAGGUAUUGCUUUUCCCUCUGCUUUGGCCAGAGGAACAGACAGACACAGUGCAAUGCAAGAUGGCGCCACUAUAAACACUCGCCUGCGCCAGAACGGGCUAGGCCGACCAUCAGGCCCCACCGGGAAGAUGCCUACCAGCGCAAUAGGCAGCGACAUAAAAAAAGUGCUGCAUGUUAUAUUGUUUCACAAUGGGAAUUUUUUUUCUUAUUUCUGGAAACCCAUGUGUACAUACCAAGAUUUUGUCCUAUUAAAGAAAAUACAACAUGCCAAAUUAUGUGCAAUUUCACUAACAAACUCAUCAUCUAUGAACUUUUUGAUCUAUAAAUUACUCAUGCAUGUACAAGUGUCAUGAAGUUGUAAUGUACAAGCCUGAAACAUUCACUGUCACAGACUGCAUGAUUAAAAUUAAAUGAGCAAGACGAGUAAUUAUGGUGAGUUUGAUUGUAAAGUAAUUUCAGUGCACCUAAGUAAUAAAGUACAGUAUACUCCACAUUAUCUAUAUACAAUGUCCAAACUACAUUACAAUCUGCAAGAACAGCAGAAGCAGAAAUUAACUUUAGGGAAAUUUCAAAUAACUACAUUUUUAUGAUUAAAGCACUUGCCUUUUCCCAUUAUUCAGUACUAUGCCAUCUUAAAUGGGUGCUCUAGGCACCUCCAUCAGACUGUAGCUGUUUGUUAUUGAGGUUACUCCAGUCAGUAAACAUAUAAUGGUGAAGCACACUUUAGGCUUCAUGUCACUUAUUGCAGUGUACUGUCCUACUGCAAUAUGUGCAAUUGAAGAGGUGGUGUUCUAUGCUCAACUCUAUUCCAUACUGACCAGUGCUCCCCUUGGGAUGCACUCACUGUCUUGGGCAACUUUAACUUCAAUGUUACUAAUGGCAUUGAGAAAGCUAGCUAUGAGUUUUUUGUUGUUUCCUAUGGCACUCUGAUAACGGAAAGACCAACAGCUCACUCUGAAUUUUGCAAUAUCCAAUAGGUUGAGAAUUGCAGGCUCAUGAUAUCAGCAACCAGAGCUGAUCAUAGAUUUGUUGUUGCUACACUUGAGUUUUAUGUCAUUUCCAGAAGAAUCUCAAGAUGUAACUACAAGUUGUUUCACCUUGAGUAACUAUGAGUAUGCAUUGACAGUCUCAAAUCUGUUCAAUGCUUGGUACCCUUGAGUACUCUGUAGAAUUCUGGGAUGUGAAACUCACUAAACUGCAAGGAAUUACUGGAGUGCGCAUCAGAAUGGUAUCUGAGGGGUAAGGGAUCGGUGCCCCCCCCCCCCAUGUACGCUCUCAAUGAUUGAUUGUUAUGUGCCAUGUGUUCUUUCCCUUGCAUGUUACAGAACUGUUUCUGGAUCAUAGGAAAACAAACCUGGCAUUUAUUCCUGCCCUGCAGUGAUGCAACAUAGCAUUACCCUUCCCCAGCACUCGCACACCACUCCUAAGCCCUUGACCUUCCUUGCCAUCCUGUACAAUGAACCUUCUCUGCACAACUUCAUGAGCUUUCUUUUACCCUUAAUUAAAUGCAGCCAAAUCAGCAUAGGCAUAAUUUUAUCUGUAUUGGACUUUAUCAGGUGCCUAUUCAGCACUGUUGGCCAUCAAUCUAAAAGGAAUGUAUUGUCUGGAGUCCCAAUAUUUGAAACCUCAUACCCAUUAUAUGCAACUGGCCCCUCAUUUCUUCACAGAUUCUUGUGAGUACAUGCAACACAAAACAAACAAACAAACAAAAAAUCUUCCCAUCAGCUAUUUUAUCGAUUGUCUUCUAAUUUUGGCAUGAAUACCUAUGUAAAUUUUUACUUAGACCAAUUCAGCACAAACACUUCACUGAGUGUGCUGUAUGACCAGACAAUAACUGAUUAUUAUGCAAGCUUCAUAAUAAUCAGUAAUUUUCAUGGCUAGUAACAUCAUGGUGUCUAAAUAAAAUGACUAAACAGAUAUCAUACCGCUUAAAAUAUAUAAGCUUCAUCACUAUGACAAAUAUAGCACAACUGGUAUAUCAACAUCUCAUAGCCAAUCCUCAAAACCACACCUAACUUCACUGACUAUCUACACUUAGCAAAAAUCUGAUUAGUCUUUUUAAGCUGACAUUGGCCCGGCACUUUGACAAUACCUGUGAUAAUCAUAUGUAUCAAUAUUUUCUACUGACAGAGCUAUUCUUGUCAUAUGGCUUAUCUGAUGAUUGAACUGUUAAUGUUGUUACUGAUUGGACAACUGAUAUCAAAACCAGACCAAUGAUCUGGAAUGGGUUGUUGAAGGAUGGAUGAGGCUGUCAUGGGUCCUUAGAACAGAAAAUUAGCAUAAUGGAUGCAUAAUGAACUGAAUAAUUUUUACCAACGUUAUUGAUAUUCACAACAGCUGGGUGGCCCUUUGAAUAGAAAACUAGGUAAUUUCUAGAUGGUUUUAAGUUUUUGCCAGACUAAUGGAUACCUCAUGAACAGAGGCUGCAUCCUUAAUUAUCAAAGUAGAGCUUUCUUAAAUCUUAGUCUCAAAAGUACUUAAUCCUCUUUUUAAUUGUUUUACAUAAUAGUGAACGGUAACUGACAGCAGUAGCACCAUCAGUGCACCAACUUAUGUAAUAGUGCCACUGGGGCCAUCCAAGCUUUGCUGCAGCAGUAGAGACUGAACUCCCCACUUGGAUGUAUAAUGCAAAAUUCAUAAAUAUUAGUUAUUUGUAAUGGCUUUGGCUCUAUUGAUGUGGAUAAUGGAGUUUCUGUAUUUUAUAACAUUUGUGUGCCUUCUACUGUUGUUGCAGCUACACUUUAAUUUCUGUAGUUAUGGAGCUUUUCCAGCUCCUAAUAUCAUUUGUUUGAACAUUCAUUCUGGGAUUCUGUGUUGUCCAUUCCAACAUGAUUCAUUUAAUUUGCUUCACUAUCAAGCUGCCUCACUCUGCCAUGUAUUGUGACAAAGGAUACGUGUGUACACAUAGGAAUGGCGUCUGUGGUUUCCCUUAUCAAGGACCUGGUGGGGCUGGUCCAUACGAGACAACAAAAAAUGCACCCCUAUAUGUUUGAUGUUUUUUUACUCAAGUAAUGCAGUAGAGUUACAUAGCUGACAAAUCCAUGCCUUGUAAUUUAAAAAGUCAAGUCAUUACUAGAGCUGGUGCUAAAAUAAAAAUGCUAUAGUUCAAACCAUUUUCAAUGCUGACACAUAAUGACAAUUAAAUGGAAAUUUUCACUCUUGCUUAUUAGUAAAAUAAUAAAAAUUACGUUACCUACAAGAGGUGGUCUCAAAAUACCGCACACUUUCUCAGCCUUAUGAUAUCAAGAUUUUACUCAUUAUCUUUGCAACAACAGUCUAAAAAGAAAAUAAUUUAAUUGUUAUUAUAUGACAAGAAAUUACAGAAAAUUCUCAUUACUUGGAUUUAUAAGUUGCACCCCACUGAAGGGUAGGACAUUAGUUACUAGCAUACAGCAGCAUAUACAAAGUGGGAAUGUUAAAUGCACUUAGAAAUGGAGGUGCUAAUGAGUAUGACAAUACAAGUAGUCACUACCACGUGUUCUAUAUAUAGCAGCCGGCAGAAUAUGUCCCAUCUACUCAAAAAGCUCUCAGUCUGCCCCACCGUACCUGAAUCUCUGCCUACAGUCUCUACAGUGCUCUUGUGUGAAAGGUUUGCCAAAGAAAAGAUGAAAGUUGGCCAGGAAUCAAACAGAAAACACUAAGAAAGAACUAGUUUGAGUUUAUAAUAACUGAUGAGAAAGCAACCUAUUUUUACUUGUCACAAUCAUGAGUUGAUCAACUGAAUCAGUCCUAAAAACAAAUCACAAAAUUGGAACUUGUUAUAUCAAUACACAUGUGUGUAAUUUUACUAGUGCUAUUUUUACAGAAUAUUUUCUGAUAAAAGUAUCUAAUCAGGAGUUUUAACUCUUUCCUAGUGGUUAGCAAGGUGUUUUAUGUUUGUUCAGUGCUUACCUGUUGCAUGUGGAGAAUAAAGAGCAGUAACGCCACAUGCAAGUAAAGAAUCAGGAGUUUUAGGAAAAAUUUAUCAUUGUUAGAGAAAGGUGAAUUGUCUUGCAAUCUGGUCAUGUCAGGUAUGCAACCCAACUGCAUUGCAUACAAGUGUAUGAAGCAAGUUAAAUUGUCUAUCUGGACAGCACCCACUACUCCCCCUCGUCACACCCCACACCCUGUGCUUGGUGCCACCCCAGCGGUGUCUUGGUUGGCCAUUAACCACCGCUGCCAUUUGGUGCCACAGACUUUAGGUGAAACAAGGAUUGAUCUUACUCUUGUAAUUAUCAUAUGCUCUGAAUAAAUAUCUUUUUUAGCAA
Molecule: messenger RNA, 17466 nt
Organism: Eriocheir sinensis (Chinese mitten crab)
Lineage: Eukaryota; Metazoa; Arthropoda; Malacostraca; Decapoda; Varunidae
Gene: Mctp
Product: multiple C2 and transmembrane domain-containing protein-like
Exons: 14
Coding region: 1479-4286 (935 amino acids)
Biological process (GO): regulation of neurotransmitter secretion
Cellular component (GO): synaptic vesicle membrane
Molecular function (GO): calcium ion binding
Source: RefSeq, a predicted model, not a curated record